CAAAUUUAGGCCUAUAUAUAUCCCGUUCGCCUGCCCCCCUCAUACAUAGUCCAUUAGUUUCCUUAUAAGUUAUACAUAGUUAUACAAUAGUUCAAUAUGGCAGGGCAGACUCUCUUGGCUCUUUCAUUCGCUGCACUUCUGUUGAUCGGCGGUGAAUCGGCAACAUUCACAAUCAAAAACAACUGUCCCAUGACAAUCUGGCCAGCUGCAUUCACCGGGGAGGGAUCACAGCCAUCAACAACAGGGUUCGAACUAGCUUCACAGGCAUCGAAUACUAUCGACGUUCCAUCUCCAGCAAAAACUUCGGGAAGAAUAUGGGCUAGAACUUACUGCACAGCCACUUGCCUUACCGGAGAGUGCGGACAAGGAGGCGGACCCUGCAGUGGAGCUACCGGUGUUCCACCAGCAACCCUAGUUGAAUUCACAUUAAACGACAACGGUGGACUGGACACCUACGACAUCAGUAAUGUUGAUGGUUCUAACUUGCGUGUUACUCUAGCACCUGAUAACUCGGCAUGUGUGACAACCAGCUGCCUGGGUGAUAUAAACGCAGACUGUCCUGCAGAUCUGGCGAGAAAAUCUGGUAGUGAAACAGUGGGAUGCCUUAGCGAUUGUGCGGCCUUAAAUAGACCAGAAGAUUGUUGCACUGGUGCGUUUAAUACUACACAAACAUGCCAGCCAUCAAGGUCGGCAAAUUACUUUAAAGAAAAGUGUCCACAGGCUUAUGGCUAUGCUUUCCAUGAUCAGAGUAGCACCUUCACUUGCGCUACCGGAACUAACUACCAAAUCACAUUCUGUCCGUGAAAACUACUGAAUUUAAGUUGAUAUGUCAAGCGCAAACUAAAUAAAUUGCUCCCACUUAAUUUCUAGGUACUACAAUAAGAGAGCAAUAACAUUGAAUAAGUGAUGUACACUGUUUUACCUUUACUGAUUGUCUCCACAAUAUUUUAUACCUAUGCCUCUUUCCUUGUCUUCUUAUUUGUAAGAAUUUUAUUUUUGUUGGUUAAAUAUUUUUAUAAGAGUUGCGCGUGACUCGAGUGAAAUAUGUCAUUUUAUAAGAGAUUCACAUGACUAGUAAAAUAUGUUAUUUAUUUAUCAUUGA
Daucus carota subsp. sativus is the source of this 1102-nucleotide messenger RNA. RefSeq names its product thaumatin-like protein 1. Lineage: Eukaryota; Viridiplantae; Streptophyta; Magnoliopsida; Apiales; Apiaceae. Gene Ontology annotation, cellular component: extracellular region. The record is from RefSeq and is a predicted model, not a curated record. Bases 97 to 804 code for a protein of 235 amino acids. Gene Ontology annotation, biological process: defense response. The transcript is spliced from 2 exons.